Mauremys reevesii (Reeves's turtle) is the source of this 2092-nucleotide messenger RNA. Its product is annotated as lysozyme g-like. The transcript is spliced from 7 exons. Gene Ontology annotation, biological process: defense response to Gram-positive bacterium; peptidoglycan catabolic process. The coding region runs from base 1295 to 1909 and encodes 204 amino acids. NCBI's taxonomy places the organism in Eukaryota, Metazoa, Chordata, Testudines, Geoemydidae. Gene Ontology annotation, molecular function: lysozyme activity. The record is from RefSeq and is a predicted model, not a curated record. Gene Ontology annotation, cellular component: extracellular region.
UGGCUUUUUUGCUGCUUUCAAAGGCCUUAACAUCUCAUUCAAUGAAAAGGAGUGAUAACCUACUUGAGAAAACAUUAGUACUAUCCAGUACAGCAUGUCUUACAGUCUUUUGACUUUAAGAUUGAGCACUUUUUCUGGAAUGCAUUUAGAAUCCACUUGUUCCCAAUGUACAUGGGAGCUACAGGAUAAGAAGCAUUUUUGAAAAGCUGGUCAAUUCAUUUAGGACCCUAAGAGCCUGAACCAAUGUCCAUUGAAUCAAUGGAAAGACUGCUGUACUAUAAACAGAAGAGAAACAAUUCAUGUUGGCAUAUAGACCCUCAUCAAUCUCUCUGCCAAGAUGGAAAACUUGUCAAAUUCCAUAUUCCUGAAAACUCAGGUGAUCAUUCUGGCUUCAUGGACAUAUGUUAUACAAACAAACAAUCUCAAAGGUAACAUUACUGAUAAAUAUUCAACUAAUAAUACAACUCAUAGCUUGUUAGAUUCCACUUGUCCAGUCAAACAUGAUAAUUUCUCAUACCAGUAGUCUCCAUUAUUAAUAUUUUCAACUAAAGUUAACCAUGAGCAUGUGUCUAUCUUCAGAGUCAUAGAAGCAUGUGUAACCAUGUUUCCUGGUGGAAUACCUGACAAAAAACACCAACAAAAAUCUGUAUUUCUUUUUCCUAAAUGGAAAACCAUCUUCAUCAAUGCAUUUAGUAUGCGCCGAAAUACUAAAUGGCUUAAUAAGUAUUUUCACUUGUGUCCUCUUAAUCUACAUGUAAAGAUUCUAGCAAACAACAGCCUGCAGUAGAACCACCCCGUAAGCACUCCAGAUCACAGAUGUAGCCCAUGAUUUGUUUGUCUCUGCAACGGGGUGUAUUCAACCUUUGCAGUGCCGUUCUGAUGGCCCUGCAGUCCUACUGCACCCCACUCCAAGAAGGGGCAAGCUGGAAGGACAAGAGCAGUGGAGUUGGAUGCUCCAAGCUUGCCUAGAGAUAUAUGUCCAGGGUGGUCAUUUUGGAAGCCAUAGAGUCCUAGUCCUCCAUGGGUUAGAAGGGCUAGCAACAGCCAAUGCGGGCCCUGCUGGCCCAGAUAAAAGUAGCUGCCUGGCCUUAGCAGUUCAGUGCCUGACUGGGACCAGAGGGGCAAGAAAGGAUGCUCCUCUCUGGCCAAAGGAACUGGAGGGAUAGACAGAAGGGGCCCAGUUGGACUUUGUGACUUGACUGGAGGGCCAGAGAGCCAGCAAAGACCCUGCUGGGGUCAGCCAGACUUGGAUUCAUUUUCCAACUCUCUUGGGUGCUUGAGAAGAACCCUCCCCAUGCUACUAACACUGAUGAUUCUGGGCCUUGCUGCCCUUUUUGGUACUUCUGAGAGUCAGACUGGAUGCUAUGGUAACAUAAACAACAUUGAUACCACUGGGGCUUCCUGUGCAACUGCAUCACCAGAAGGCUUAAGCUACUGUGGGGUUGCUGCAUCAGAGAAGAUUGCUGAGAGGGACUUAUAUAAUAUGAACAAAUAUAAAACCAUCAUUAAGAGUGCUGGUGCCAAAAAAUGUGUGGAUCCAGCUGUGAUCGCAGCUAUCAUCUCUCGAGAGUCACAUGCUGGAACUAUCUUAUUGAAUGGCUGGGGUGAUUAUGGAUAUGGAUUUGGUUUGAUGCAGGUUGAUAGACGCUACCAUACAGUGGUUGGAGCAUGGAAUAGCGAGGAACAUGUUCUUCAGGGGACCGGCAUCCUUGUUAGUAUGAUUCAAGGAGUCCAGAAAAAGUUCCCCGGUUGGACAAAGGACCAACAGCUGAAAGGUGGGAUUUCUGCCUAUAAUGCAGGACUAGGAAAUGUCCAGACCUAUCCAAACAUGGAUAUUGGCACAACCCACAACGACUAUGCCAAUGAUGUUGUUGCACGAGCCAAGUAUUAUAAGAGAAACGGAUACUGAAUCUGGGAAUUCUCUGCUUUUCAGAUACAUUGUGGCUCUUAUAAUAAUAAUUCAGGUGUUCAGGAGAGAUACUAUAUAUUUGGGGGAGAUUAGAAGCUGAAACCUGCAAAACCUUAAUGAUGCAAAUAGGCCCAUUGUCAGCAGUGGGAAGACUUGCUUAAAUAAGGCUUUGCAGGCUCAGGC